This is a messenger RNA of Folsomia candida, 3613 nucleotides long. Its product is annotated as heterogeneous nuclear ribonucleoprotein U-like protein 2. The transcript is spliced from 15 exons. The record is from RefSeq and is a predicted model, not a curated record. NCBI's taxonomy places the organism in Eukaryota, Metazoa, Arthropoda, Collembola, Entomobryomorpha, Isotomidae. Gene Ontology annotation, molecular function: protein binding. Bases 181 to 2940 code for a protein of 919 amino acids.
AUCACUAAAUAUUUUAACAUUUUACGUUUUAUCUCUCCAUUAAUUAAUUAUAUUAGUUUAUGGACUUUUAAUAAUUUUUAUCAAUUUGACGGGCAAAAAGAAAUACUCGUGUAAAGCAAAAAGACAGUAUUAUUCAGACAAGAAUAAGAAGCACGACUAAAUUCCAGCACACAGGAAAAGAUGAACCUCACCGUGGAUGAUGUGCAUAAGAUGAAGGUGGUGGAGCUCAAAGCGGAGCUCCAACUGAGAGGAUUAGAUCCCAAAGGCGUCAAAGCUGUCCUGGUUGACCGGCUCAUUUCUGCUCUGGGAGGAACGCCACUGGGAAAUCUGGGCAACGGAAAUUCGGCUUCCAAAGACGAUGAUGAUCUAGAAGAUGCUGAGGAAAUGAGUUCUCCGAGAGCUAGUCCAGUUAAGGCUUCCAGUCCAGUUAAACUUCUCACCGAGACGCCAACUCCAGCUCCUCUUGCUCCAACUUCAACCUCUUCAAUUCCGGCUGCUGAAGUAAAACCUUGCGUUGUAAAUAUGGCACCAGUACCCAACUUGUCGCCAGUGAAAGCUCCCACUGUUGUUACUACCACAUCACCGACAAAACCUGCUGUUGUGUCACCUGUAAAAGUUUCAACGGCAGAAACUCCAACCCCCGUUGUCGCGACGGCUCCAGUAGUGGGAACACCAGAAUCGUCAAGUUCAUCGCCAAGUGUUAGUGUAGUAACACCAGUGAUAGUAACUAAAGUUGAAUCACCAGCCAAGGCAACACCGGUUGCUUCUACAACUGAGGACAAAACCUCUGAUAAAAUGGAUACUGAAACAAGCGAAACUGGGUCUGCAAAGCGAAAACUUGAUGAUACUGAGCAGAAACAGGGAGCAACGAAAAAAGUAAAAACGGAACAUGUACAUACCCCAAAAAUUGUACCCGAAGACGAACCAGCCUUUGAUGAAGACGCUGUGCUCCUAGAUUGGUAUAAGUCCGAUCUUAACUUGAAAAUCUCAAAAGAUAACUUUUUGGAAGCGGAGCCAAUCGUGUCUGAUGAAUUUCCAUUUGCAUAUGGUGGAGCUAAAGGAACUUACGGAUUUUCGUCUGGAAAGGUCUUUUACGAAGUCAAGUUUGUAAAGGCAAUUGACGUUCGAGCAGAUUUUGGCGAUCUCGAAUUCAAACAUAUUCUCCGUGCAGGCUGGUCAGAUUUAUUAACAGAUCUUCAACUAGGCCAAGAAAAAUUCUCGUAUGGAUACGAAUCCAAGGGAAAAAUUUAUAAGGGAGGUGAAGUUGCCGAUUUUGGUGAAAAUCUAGCGGAAGGAGAUGUUCUUGGCGUUUACAUUGAUAUUGGUACUGAAUUUGUGGAAAUGAAAUUCACCAAGAAUGGAACCAUUAUUGGGGACGUUGUACAAAUUCCGAAAGCUGAAAUUGAAGGAAAAGUUUGGUUUCCUCACAUUUUGGUGAGAAAUGUCAAGUUUUCGGUUAACUUUGGUGCCUCAGAAGCAGCCUUCCCACCCUUGGAUGGAUACACAUUCGUUGGAAAAGUUGAGCCAUCAGCGUCCAGAGUAAGAGGACCCAAGAGACCAGAGAAGAAAGAUGAAUGCGAACUCAUCAUGCUUGUUGGAUUAGCUUGCAGUGGGAAAACCACGUGGGCCAAGGAGUACGUCAAAAACAAUGCCGAAAAAAACUACAUUAUUCUAGGAACAUCCACAGUUGUUGAGCGAUCUGUUAAAGACCCGUCUGUUAUAACUGCACCCAAAGGACCAAAGGCAUACGAAGGGUUUAUGAAUCGAGCCGGAAAAUUCGUUGAAAAACUUGUUGAUCUGGCUCCGUCUCGUCGUAGGAAUUACAUUCUAGACCAGAGCAAUGUACUGCCCAGUGUGCAGCGCCGAAAGUGCGGAGGGUUUGAUGGGUACAGGCGAAAAGCAGUAGUAAUCUUACCCAAAGACGAAGAAUACCAGAAACGUAUCAAAACUAAAGAACAGGAACAAGGGAAAAGUGUUCCAAAAUCAACAAUCAUGGAUAUGAAAUCAAGUUUCCAACUCCCUGAAGUUGGUGAGCUGUUUUCUGAAGUGGAAUUCCCUGAAGUUGUAAAAGCUGAAGCCGAAAAACUUGUAACCAUUUACAAUAAAGAGGGCAUAGAUGCUGGUUAUGGUCGAUCCGGAUCCGGUAAGGGAAAUCAGCGUGGUGGAUAUUUUGGACGUGGUCGUGGAUUUAUGCAAAGAGGUCGUGGGGGAGGUGGCUUUAUGCGUGGUGGACCUCCUCGUGGUGGACGCGGUGGAGGAAUGAUGAUGCGUGGGCCUCCUAGGCCACCAAUGCGCGGUGGACCCCCGAUGCGUGGACCACCUUUCCGAGGUCGAGGCAUGGGACCUCCCCCAAUGAGAGGACCUCCUUCUGGUAUGAAUGGAAAUGCCAGAUUUGGUGGCCCUGCUCGAGGAGGUGGACCACGUGGAGGCCCUCCACGAGGUGGGCCUGCAAUUGCACGAGGUGGUGGUGGCGGCGGAGGAGGAGGAUCGUGGCAACGAGCUUCUGGACCGCAUAUGGGGAACGGGCAACGAGCACCACCAAGAUCACUUCAAGGUCGUGGAGGUGGAUCUGCUGCGCCUCGCUGGAGUUCUCCAAAGUCCAUGAACUCAAACAAUUCUCGACCUCAACCUCCGGUUUGGCAACAACAAGCCCCACCCCAACAGCAACAGUCUGUAUGGAACACUGGAAAUGGAUUUAACAGCUUUGGAGGACAGCAACAGCAGCAACAACAACAGCAAUAUAUUGAUCCAUGGGUUCAACAUCAACAAGUUCCAGACCAAGGUUUUGGUAGAUCAUGGGACAGCAUGGGAAAUAAUAUGAACAUGCAACAACAACAGCAGCACAACACUAAUGCCAUGAAUCGUGGAGGCGGCGGAGGUGGAACUUGGCAAGGGUACGGGGGACAGCAAUUUGGAGGAUUUGGUGGAGGUCGACGUUAGUAGUUGAAUACCUAAACCAGGCGAAGUAUAAAUGGACAUGUAACUUAGUUCAAAAACAACCAUGCUAUAGAUAAGAUUUGAUUCAAGUUAGUAGACCAAAUACUUUCCUACUCUUUGUUUUGUUUAAUUAGAUAGGUGUAUGAUACAUAAUAUACGUUGUGAAGGCCAUUAUUGAUUAAUAAUAAUCGUCCUUCUCUUCUCGACACGACACAAAAUAAUACUGAUUCUCAUUUUACUUUAUGCACUACUAUCUCAUAUGAAAUAUUACUAACUUUGAUUUCAGAAACAAUAGGUGAGAUUGUAUUACUAUAAUAUGCUGGUAGAUAGAUCACGUUAUUAUGAAAUUGCAAGUACGUCAAAAAUUGCUCUACCAAAAGCAAAUGUUUAUUACAAAUUAGUUUACACAACUUAUGAUAAACUUUAGUAACCUUUUAAUCUACAUAAUAAUUAUUCUUGAUUUUAAUUUUUGUUGAUGAAUAUUUAUUUAGAGACCAUCUCUAAAAUUUAUUUAAGUUUUUAUUUGUGUAUAAUGUGUGCAAGUGUUGCUAUUACCUGUUAUGUUUAUACCAAUACACAAUAAUUUAGUAGUUUCAUCUAGAUUUAGGAAUUAAUUAUUGUACCUUGCAAUCAUUUUUUUGUAAUAAACAAGUUACUUCAAAGUUGAACCAAAUAA